Molecule: messenger RNA, 5449 nt
Organism: Cloeon dipterum
Lineage: Eukaryota; Metazoa; Arthropoda; Insecta; Ephemeroptera; Baetidae
Exons: 13
Coding region: 391-4719 (1442 amino acids)
Biological process (GO): proteolysis
Molecular function (GO): protein binding; cysteine-type endopeptidase activity
Source: RefSeq, a predicted model, not a curated record
CUCUUCCCGGAGAGCAAGAGGGAAAAAGAGGCAGCCGCUCGUCAGCCGCAAGCGACAGCCAAACCUGAAGGAACGACGCACGAGCUCCACCUUUCUCACUCACAAUCAGCACUUUUGGUUCCGUCGGUGCCGCACUUUGCCCGGCCGCAGAGCGUCACAACUCAGGGCGGAUCCGCGAAAGGCAGCAGGCCACUUUGCGUUGCGGCUGCUCAUUUUUCGUGAGUCAGAGCCGAGUGAGUGAAUUCGCGUGGCAUCUCCGCGCUCCCUCGAGAGUGGACGCCAGCGCACCCACUCCAUUCCACACUGAUUGAGCUGCCGCUUUAAUUUAGGAGUGUCUGUCGUGUUGGUUGCUUCCAUGAAUUAAAAGAAAGAGACAAACUCCAGAUCAAGAUGGAGAAGAGAGAUCGAAAUACUAUGGAGAAGAUUUUAAUAGAAGGGGAGGAUCAAGGUCUACCAAAAGGUCCAUCGACUCUAGGUUUCUUCCAGUUUGAAUCAGACGGGCAAAUUAGGACAAAAAACGCAGACAACGUGUUUGUUCUUGUCGUCCAUUACGAUUUCGAAAACACGCCAGAAUAUCGAAUGUGGGACAAGGCAGACGUUGAGAACUUGAAAAAGACCUUUGGAGACAACCGAAAUUGUAAUUUCCGCAGCCUUUAUAGACCGACACGGAAAAUUUUGCUCGAUCUUCUCGGCAGCCAGGAAAAGCUCUUGCGUUAUUUCAACUCAAAAGUCAUUCCGUCGGUUUUCGUGCUGUUUAUCCUCUCUCACGGCCACAGAAAUGGAUCGAUCGACACUGAUUACUUGGGAUCAGUGUUCGACGGGAAUAAAUAUAUUUCCUUCACGACAAAAGAGGUUUUCGACUCCCUGGAAAUACUGGACAAAUUCAAGGAAUGUUUGAAGAUUGUCAACUUUGGCCCGUGUAGGGGAGAGCUAGAUGACGCAAAAUUCGAUCCAAACAAGGAAAAAUACAGCUACAACAACCGUAAUUCUUGCCGAAUCACGUCGUUUCCUGAUAUGCCAAACACAGUCAUCGUUUAUUCAACAGUCGAAACAACCACGGCUACAACAAGUGUAGACGGUUCCUGGUUCGUGAAAAUAGUGUGCGAUGUUUUGAACCAGAUGAGCGAGGAUAAACCUUUGUUGUUAUUCCUCACGUCAGUCCAGUACGCCAUGCACAAAGUGUCGCUCGAAGGAAUUGACCCAGAAACUAAACUUCCUGUUGGUCAGACGGCAGAGGUCAAAAUGUUCCCCUUAGACAGGAGUUUUUCCUUCUCCAGGUCAUUGACUGCUGAAAAAUCUAUUUCAAGAACUGAUUCGCGAAUGGAAAAAGCAGCAACAAUCACAUCAACAUCUGAAUAUUUUUCUUGGAAGUCGGACGAAGGAAAAAACAUCAGAGGCCGGCGAGCCUUCAUCUUUUACGAACAGCUUACAAAAAAAGUUGAAGAAACAGAAAAAGCUCUGCGGCAAAACUUGGAUUUUGACACCAGAACUUGGAAGUUGAAUGAUGCUAAUUUAAUAAGUUAUUCCGAACAAGUUUGCGAGAUGGAGCACGACGUCGGCUGCGUUUUGACUUUCAUUUUCGGCCAAGUGAGCGAAAAAAAAGAGACAAAAGAAGUUUGCGUGCUUGUGGGCGGAAGAGAUAUUCCAAUCACGAGCAUUGUGCACGAAUUUGUCGGACCAAAAAAUAAAAGAUUGAUCGGCAAGCCCAAAAUCUUCUUCAUUAUUGACCAAAAGCCGCUGAAAUGCGACUCUCACUCUUCAGCAAAGUACCCAUUGAAGGUCGCGUCAACGAACCACAGCGGCUGGCUUAUCAUGAUUUUGAAGGACAAAGACUUGCUGGAGAAAUUGAUCGAAAUUUUCAAAGGAGAUGAGCUUAAAAAAGGAAGAAGUUUGCAAGAACUUUUAGUGCCGCUGCUCACAACUGGCACUAAAAAAGAGCUAACUUUGCUUAACUCGACGCUUCAGUACUUGCUUGAUUUUCCUAACUGGCCGAGGAUUUUCGUGAAACCAGAUUUCAAGCUGACAGUGAGAGGCAACAAGAAAAAGAUUUGCUUCAAGGAUCUGAUCAAAGAGGCGAAAAUGUUGCGAGAAAACCAGGUUUGGCUGUUGAGUUCGGUGGCUGGCGCAGGAAAAUCGACUGUACUCAAAGAAAUCGCUUUUCAAGUCGGUAAAUCAGAUCAAAAUGCCAAAAUUUUGAAUAUUUCCUUAAAUAAAAACUUUAAAACAUUAACAAAACGUCGAGUGGAUGCAGUCGAAUUUCUAGCAAAAACCACGGGGAAUUCCUCUGAAGACAUAAACAAUUGGAUUGCUCAGAAAAAAGUAGUCGUCUUCCUGGACGGUUUCGACGAAAUUUGUCCGCACAGCAGGGACAAAGCUCUCGGAAUAGUGAGGGCUUUGAAAGAAAAAAGAGUUCCACUCUGCGUGGCAACGAGACCGCACGAAGCGAAAGUGAUCGAGGAAACGAUUAAAAACGCUACACUUGUUGAAAUAGAGCCAUUCGAUGAAGCAAAGCAAAUCGAGUUUCUGCGGUUAGAGACCAAUAACAACGACGAAGAAAUCAAAAGAGUGCUUCACGCCGUCCAACAAAUAGGCCUUUCAAACUCCAUAUAUAUACCUCUACAAUAUAGACAUGGAAAUAUGAACACGAUUCUGGUCAACCCGCUGCACCUGUCGUUAGUUGCUCAGUGCAGCGGCGAAGGAAAUUUAUUCCAAAUUUACGACAAGGUGGUGAGGAAGAAGGUACAAAAGGGUUUGGAGAGGAAAUAUGGCUGCAAACAAGUGGAAGACGAAAGUAUUGACAAGGAACUGAUCCCUCUUCCGUUGAUCGCGUUUCGCUAUAUGAAUAACGAGCCGCUUGUCGGGGAUGGAGUGACGAGAGAAGACUUGGCGAAGAUGAACGACUAUGGAGUCGCAAUCGUGGAACAAGAAACGGUUACUUUCCUUCACCAGACAUUUGCAGAAUUUCUCGCCGCCCAACACUUUUUGAAAAACGUGGGAGAGUCAAGCAAUUUUGAUUUUAAAUUUAUUGGCAGCUGGGGAAUGGCAGAGGUCAGUAAGUUUCUCGAUCUUUUCUAUUCGACUUUGGAAAACGAAGAAGAGAUCAAGAUUUACACGCAAAUAAAAGUGCCCGAGGAAAUUUCAAACAAAUCUGCUCUGUUUCUGUAUCACGUUUGCGAGAAAAACCUCAAGCAUAUUUUUAAAGUGCUGAAGCCACACAUUACUUUUUGUGACGUGCAAAUGGAAAACUAUUUCAAUUAUUUAAGGUUUGAUAUUCAAGUACUUGGUUGUAAAAAACACCGUUCUUCAAUUUGCGUGAAUUACGCUAUUAAAUUGCUGGUCAAAGCGAUAAGAAGCGAAGAAAUCUUCACCGAGCUGUUGGAAAUGAACGCCAUCGAUUCACGAACCUUGGAAGAAUACAUUGAUUGGGUCCUCAUAGAAAUCGCCUGUUACAACGCAACCUCCGUGUUCAACCAGCUAAAAGAGACUUUCCCCAACUUCGUCGAGCUGCUCAGAAAAUCAAGUUCCAACGCCGGCGCCGGUUGCACAGCGGUAGCUAAUGAUAACUAUGAGAUUCUCGAAUUGUUCCUGGAAAACGGAUUCGGCAAAGAUACUUUAGAACGUUCUAUGUAUGGAGACACCCUUUACAGUGCUUGCAGAGAGGGGAAACUUAAGUACGUUAAAAUUCUCCUCAAACACGGCGCCAAACAAUACUUUGAUGGCCGUAAAAUUUGGGACCCUUUGAACGUGGCUGUGAAGCACGGCCAGCUGGACAUUGUCAAGCUUUUCGUGGAGGAAGAAAUUAGCGGAUUGGCCCGAGAUAAGGUGACGCUUGAGGCAAAUAUUUUUCAGACAGUGAAGGAGUACAAUGGCGAUUUCAACGCUUUCCACUAUGCCGUCUAUUACGGAAAAAAGGAAAUUGCUGAGUACCUGCUCUCAAAGAGUCCACAUUUGAAACACAUCAGGACAGGAGAGGGGAAGAGUCCUUUGCAGCUGGCUGUGGACCGUAGAUUCGGAGAAUUCGUGCUCUGGCUGGCGAGAGAAAUCGGCGAUGACCUGAGUUCUUUCAUUCCAAGAGGCGAGACACAAAGUUGGACCGAACACGAUCACUUCAUCUACGACCACUUCCUGCUGCUGCGAGGCGACCUGACGGAAAAGGACGAGCGAGGAAAAUCUCCUCUCCACUGCGCCGCCCAGCACAGACAUUUGCAGCUCGUCCGCGAGUUCAUCGCGAAAGACGCCGACGUGGCUGCCAAAGACGCCAGAGGAUGGAAUGCCCUGCACUUCGCCUGCACUUUCAUCGAUUUCAUUAACUGGCACAACAAUUCAGAAGUGGUCAAACUCCUGCACUUAACUAACCCUCAACUGGUGAAGGAAACGACAAAUGAAGGAGAAACUGCACUGCACAUUUUGGUGAACAACAACUUCAAACGCUUAUCUUCCAACAGUUAUACAUGGUCAGGCAGAAAACCUUUCCGUUUCCUUGUGUAUGAAGCAGGGGUGGACUUGGAAGCCAGGGACAGCAAAGGCCGCACGGCAGAGGACGUGGCCAAUGAUAAAGACCGUGGUUAUUGGGGAAAUUUAAAUAGAGAAGUUCCAAAACGCUCUCAUUUUGUGCGCAUUUCGCCCUUGCGGAGAGCUGCAUCGACACGUUUGGCUCGAAUGAAGGAAAAUUACACAUUCCAGGGCACAUUGGAAGCAGAGAGCGUGCAGUUUUGCUGAAAUUCGGGUCUUUUUCAUUUGUGGUUCGGCUUGGCGUUCGAAAUUGAGUGUUUUUUAGGACUGAGCAAGGACAACUGGAUGGCGGGGCAGGUGGGCUUGGUGUCGCCAGAGGCAACGCCCCUUUCCCUCGCCAAUGCCUCCACCUGCGAAUCGACAGAAACCGCAGCCACUAAUUUGCCGUCGCAAUUGCAGCACAUUUUUCAACUUCUCUCUUCCACAACUUUAAAUCUCCUUCGGCCUUCCUUGCUCAGGUCGAAUGCCCUGAGUUUCUUAUUUAGGCUUUUUUUUAUCAGAAUUUUCACGAUUUUGGCUCGUUGUACCACAUUGCAAAAUAAAAAAGACGAUUUUUCUGUACGAUUUUAAAUCUGUGGAGGCUCCAAGCACAUUUCGAUCAAUUUGGCCAUCGCCGUUGGAGGCCGAUUGUAAGUAAAAAAACAGAAUAUUUAAAAUAGGUAAACACUCACCUGGAAUUAUGGCUCCAAAACGACGUCUCCGCGGCUGAAAACAAGAAAUAACCUUAUCAAAACACAAAACUUUUCAUCGCUUCACAGGCACCGCAUUCUCGAAAAGAUGUAAAAAUUAAAUUAAUUGUUGAAAUCGACUAUGACUAAUACUUGAAUGUAAUUAAAACUCAUAAGCUUCGUUUCAUGUAAUUUUACCGAAUAAUUGUACCAGAAUUUAUUUUAUAAGCCUUCCUGUCAUUCAAAUAUUAAUUUCAUAAAUAAAAAUA